AGUUAAAGGAGACUUCUGCCUAAAGAAGAAAGCCAUGGUAGGGUGGAGCUGAGACCCCGGUUUGGUUUCGGGGAUCAGGGCUACAUAGGGCCAAUGGCCACAGGCAGCCCCAGCACAGGGAGGGUUAAGCAUCCUCCGGGUUCCCACCCUGCUCUGGGCCCCUCCCUUGUGUUUACGUCCUCCCAAAAAUAUUCUGCCUCCAGCUGGCCUCCUUCUGUGUCCUGCCCCUCCCCCUUGAGUUAGCCUUGGGGGCCCGAGGGGGUGCCAGGGCCAGGGCUCCCAGGACUACGAGGGAGCCAGCAGGCUCGGGCGUGCUGGGGCAGAAGCGGACCUGGAGAGGCUGAGCUGCAGGGCCCGGGCUGGUGGCUCCUCUGGCUGCACACACUCUCUGCAAGGCCAGGGUGACAGAGGUGAAGCCAUGUGGCAGCUGCUGAUCCCCGUGGCCCUGUGGCUGGGCAUGGUGGGCCUGGGCAGAGCGGAGCUCACGGCGGCCCAGCAGCGGGGCCUGCAGGUGGCCCUGGAAGAAUUCCACAAGCACCCGCCUGUUCAGUGGGCCUUCAAGGAGAUUGGCGUGGACAGUGCCACAGACACGCUCUUCCCUGCAGGGACCUUUGUGAGGCUGGAAUUUAAGCUCCAGCAGACGAGCUGCCGGAAGAAAGACUGGAAAAAAGCUGAGUGCAAAGUCAAGCCCAAUGGGAGGAAGCGGAAAUGCCUGGCCUGCAUCAAGCUGAACUCUGCAGACAAAGUCCUAGGCCGGAUGGUCCACUGCCCCAUACUCACGCAGGUCCAACGGAAUUUUGUCCCGCUUCCCGGACAGCAGGAGGUAACCAGUGAAAGACCCACCUCCCAUCCCCACGCCCAGGGAGGACGAUCCCAUUAUCCCCGAGCUAAUAAAACCGCUCUCCCAGAUUCGUGCUCUCCUCCUCUUGUAUGGCCUCCUUCUCGGCUCAACUGUGGGAGCGAGGUCUUACAGGAGGGACAGGAGACUUCUGGUCCGUGCUGGGGAAAACGAAACUCACGCACGAAUGACAGGCAGCGAUGCUUCCGCCAACAGAAAGAUUUAAUAGGGAUCAGUGAGGGUGAGGAUGGGCAGCAAAGGCUCCAGGGUCCCAUGGGACAGGGGGGACCACAGCAGAGGGUCCUCUGAACAGGCAGCUUUGUAGGGUGGAGGACGCCAGCUUCGGUGCUCUGCCGCGUCCUCUCCCCAGGACUGGCCGGGACAGCAGAUGAGUGCGCCCUGCCUUUCUUACCUUUAGCCUUAGGAAAAAGCGCCUUUCUUCCCUUAAGUCUCAGACCCGCGCAGCCACGGUGGCAGCGGCCGAGGACGCGGCUCAGCACGCAGCCUCCUCCCCAGCCGCACAGCACAGGUGGCAGACAGCCUCACGCCACCAGCUGCUCGAGGACGGUCCUCACCCAUGCUAGAGGCCGCGGAGGUGGUGUGUCCUUGAAGUGCGUGGAGGGACAGUAUGGGAUCUUCCCUUGAGGUGGGGGUAGGAGGGAGGGGCUGCUCUUAGGAACACAGGUAAACAAAGAGCCCAACUUGCGGCCCGGUGGCCAGCGUGAUUAAAGCGCACAGACGCGUACCAAGGCAGGAGAGGAGACAUGGGCAGCCGGGCCGCAGUGUGCCAACCCUAGGGUCCCGUGUCCAGCUGUCACGGGCCACGGGCAUAUUCAAAACACAAAGGACGAGGCGGCGCCCGCAGGGCCGAGCGCCUGCUCGGCCCGGGCCAGGCUGUCGCUGGCCUGGCGGUCCAGCUCGUGGCACUCCUGCAGCGUGUCCCGGAACUGCCGGCACGCCUCCUCCAGGAUGGAGCUGCUCCGGGGGGGCCACGACUCCCAGUACCCUGGCUCUACCCAGGGCUGCGCCUCAGCGGCUCUCGGGCCCGGGCUGGAGCCGGGGCGCAAGGAACUGUCCAGGUCCCGGCACAGCUGGUAGAACUCACUGCCACGCCCGGUCACGCGCUCGCCAUCGAUGACCUUCAGGCCGGGCAGCAGCUCUCGGACUAGCGUGGAGUAGGAGGGGCUGGCGCACAGCGGGUUGCCGAGUCGGGCCAAGGGGUCCCGGAGCCGCAGGCACUCGAGGCCCCGCAGGCCGGCCAGACACUGCAGCUGCCCGGGGGUGGCCAGCAGGUUGCCCGCGGCAUUGAGACUCUGAAGGUUCUCGCAGGCGGCCAGCGGCUCCAGCCCCGUCAGCCGGUUGUCGGAGACAUUGAGCACCACCAGCCGGCGCAAGGAGGCCAGCGGGCCCAGCUGGGUGAGCGCAUUGCCGGACAGGUCCAGCCACUCGAGACCCAGGCACUCCCCCAGGCAGCCCAGGUCCACCAGCCCCAGACCCCGAAGCUUCAGCAGCAGGAUGGACUCCAGGGCGAACUCACCCGAGCGCGACUUGAGCAGCUGCGGUGUGACGCGCGCCCCGUCCGCCUCUCCUGGCUUCUCAGCCUGGGGCUCCAUCAGACGUGGUCCGUCCAGGCGGCCCGGGGCCCUGGUCCUGUCACAGGGACGUGGGUGCCGGGAGGGGUCGGCUGACCGCGCGCCCAGAAAAAGGCACCCUCGAGUCCGCCUGGGCCAGGGCCGGAGGCCUGUUUCCAGCACCGCUGCUCAAGGGCCGGAGGCUCCUGAGGAGAGACAAGCAAACAGUGAGCAGGCCUCUCCUGAGCGUCCUGAGUCCGCAGCCGUCGACGGCACCAAGUACCGCCCAGCCUCUGCCACUGAGGCAGAAAGCGAGCUGGCCCAGCAAGACCUGAGGCCACAGAGCCCCCCUGAGGGAGGCGGGCCAGGCGCAGGCCCCCACCUAAGCGGGGGGCCCUGACGAGGCUCGAGCGGUUACGGCCAUAGCGGACGGAAUUCAGAUUCUUCCCCUUUUCCGUAUCUGCACCAGGAGGCAAAAUCUCUAAAUUUUCCUCUUUUGGCAACCGCUCUUUAUGAUCUAUCUUUAUGAAUUCUGAGGUGUUUCUUUUUAACUAUUUUAGUUUUUGAAUAGAUUAUAGGUCACCACCACCAA
Messenger RNA from Felis catus (domestic cat), 3001 nucleotides. It is a transcript of the gene RARRES2, whose product is annotated as retinoic acid receptor responder 2. The record is from RefSeq and is a predicted model, not a curated record. NCBI's taxonomy places the organism in Eukaryota, Metazoa, Chordata, Mammalia, Carnivora, Felidae. The transcript has 5 exons. Gene Ontology annotation, biological process: regulation of lipid catabolic process; inflammatory response. Gene Ontology annotation, molecular function: signaling receptor binding. The coding region runs from base 419 to 1147 and encodes 242 amino acids.